This is a messenger RNA of Paramecium sonneborni, 219 nucleotides long. The record is from the annotation of a GenBank genome assembly. Lineage: Eukaryota; Ciliophora; Oligohymenophorea; Peniculida; Parameciidae.
AUGUCAUAUCUCUUAACACCUCCUCUGGUUAAAAUGAUAUAUUCAAUUUGCUAAAAAAAUGAAUUCGCUAAAUCAGAGAGUUCGGUUGAAGAAGAUGUUUACUUUAUUGAAUCUAUAAGAGCAGAAGCAUAAAAUCCGAUGAGUAAGAAUUUUGAUUAAGUUGAUUCUACUAUUGAAUUUCAAAAGGACUUUGAAGAGUUCUUGAACUCUCUAGAUUGA